UUGUACUCAGGUAAAGAGCACAGUGCUUCUCUAUUAACUCUGCAGAUUCCUGUACUGUGAGGAAAGGAAAUGAGAGUGAGAAUGGAUUCUUGGUGCUCCCUUCAUGUGGUGCUAAUGUACGGACUUGUCGCCAUUGAGUUGCUGAAUGGAACCGCCGGGUUUUCGAUACCUAGGCAGCAUCUGAACGCAGACAAAGCUGUGAAGGCUGUGCAAAAUCAUUAUAAUUUGAACAGUAACAAUUGGGUAGGAACUGCUGUGUUCACUCCAUACCUGGGAAAAAUAGAGACCUGCACAUGUGAGGGACUGAUGUACGCGGCCAUGUUGAAGACUUACGAGGAAAUCUUUGCAGACAUGAUGAAGAAGUCCACUGAGGUCCAGAAUGAACUGAAGGACCUGAAGAAAAAUGUGACCCAGCUGAUAAUGAGAAAUUACACAGAAGAGCAGAAAGUGUUGCACAAGCUCGAGGAGAUUAGGCUCAAAGAUGUGAAAGACUUCACGAUCCAGGGUGGAGCAGUGAACGACUUUCGCUCCGUAUUCGAUUUGGCCUCAAAAGGUGGACAAAACUAGAAAUGUGUAGAUACUGCCUGAUUUGAAGAAUGUUGAGCACAGACACAAGUCUGAAUCUGUUUUAUUUUUUUCUUAAUGCAAAUACUAUUUUAUUGCUUUUUGUUGUCUUAUUUAUCAAAUGUCAAUAUUUAAAUAUUAUUUAGACUAUUUUAUUUAGACGUAAUUUAUUUAUUUAUCACAAAAUGUACUGAACAUUAACAUUGUGCAAUUUACUUGAGUAACUUAUUAU
Messenger RNA from Astyanax mexicanus (Mexican tetra), 796 nucleotides. It is a transcript of the gene ifng1r, whose product is annotated as interferon gamma related. The record is from RefSeq and is a predicted model, not a curated record. The transcript is spliced from 4 exons. Gene Ontology annotation, cellular component: extracellular region. Gene Ontology annotation, molecular function: type II interferon receptor binding. The coding region runs from base 70 to 567 and encodes 165 amino acids. NCBI's taxonomy places the organism in Eukaryota, Metazoa, Chordata, Actinopteri, Characiformes, Acestrorhamphidae. Gene Ontology annotation, biological process: immune response.